CAGAAAACCGAACCUCUAUCGAAACCCUAGACCCAAACAUACACUUAUUAGCUCCCUCUCCCUGUUUAAUUUCUGAGAAAGAAAACCUUGGAGGAAGAAAGGGGGAUUGGGAGGAACCCUUUGCAAGAAUCUGUACUUGGUCUACCCAUUAGGUUCUUUGAGUGCACAAGAACAGUUGACGGUCGAAAUGGCGUUUUAUGGUAGACUUGGAAGUCUCAUGAGGCAGACCGUUUCCCAGCCAAGUGGGCAAGUUCCCAUGGCAUCUAUGCUUAACACCGUUCGUUGCAUGUCAUCUACAAAGCUUACCAUUAAAGGUCUUUCUUUUGGAACAAAUGACGAUUCUCUCAAGGAUGUGUCUUCGGGCUUUGGUUGGACGAUUGGAUUGCCUAAAUCACGAGUCUUAUAUACUGUGUUACGAUCACCUCAUGUUGAUAAAAAGUCCAGAGAACAAUUUGAAAUGGUAACCAAGAAAAAACUGCUGGUCAUGAAUACAGACUCGCAUGAAUUGCGCAAGAAGUUAUUUUGGUUGAAACGCCAGCGUAUAUUUGGAACUCAAUGUGAAAUCCUAGUUUCUUGCAAGACCCGUUUGGAUAAGGGUCAAGUUGUGGAUGCACUGCAAAGGUCAUCACCGACGGGGAUACAGGGAGAUCAAGAGGGUUUGGUAACCAGCUCGGCAGUGUCGGCCAUGGAUGAACAGCCUCUUGACGUCGUAACAUCCACGUGAGCUAUGCUAAUGAUAGACCACCUGCCCCUCGCGGUUAUGGUGGAUGCAGCGGCAGCUAUCGUGGCGGUUUUGGUGAUGCCAGAGAGAAUGAUGGUUUCUGAGCACUGUUAAUCGGACUGCCGAUCGGUACCAUGGGCUAUGCUAUGUUCGUUGUUGUGUUCCACAUUGGAUUUUCCAUAACCUGUUUUGGGUUAUGAAUGCUUUUUAAGGAAUACUAGUUUGCCAAGAACUUGAAAAGUUGAAAUCAUGUUUAUCCGAGAGAUAGAAUUUUAAGCUGUCCAUUUUUUUUUUUGUUUGACGAAUAAGAUCAUCCCAUUUAAGCUGUCCAA
This is a messenger RNA of Rhododendron vialii, 1053 nucleotides long. RefSeq lists its product as uncharacterized. Gene Ontology annotation, biological process: translation. Gene Ontology annotation, cellular component: ribosome; small ribosomal subunit; mitochondrion. Lineage: Eukaryota; Viridiplantae; Streptophyta; Magnoliopsida; Ericales; Ericaceae. Gene Ontology annotation, molecular function: structural constituent of ribosome. Bases 188 to 724 code for a protein of 178 amino acids. The record is from RefSeq and is a predicted model, not a curated record. The transcript has 5 exons.